CCGGGGAAUACCGGGGUUAUGAAACAGAGUUUCGAAAAUCUUUUGUUCCGUUUUUAAGAAGUCUUCUUUCUGCUAUAAUAUAGUUCCUGUUUCAGUUUUGUGUUGCAAUUCAAGUAUAAGUCAAGUUAGUGUCUUGUGUAUUAAUAUGAAGGCUUUCAAAUAUGAAUGUACAAUUCGUGGCCAUGAAGCUGACGUUAGAGGAUUAUGUCCGACGUCAAAUCCUCCAAAUAGUUUCCUCUCGUCGUCUCGGGAUCAAACUGCGAAGCUAUGGGUACCAGAAAGUAAUUCUACUGGUUUCCAACAACAACAAGUAUUCAAAGGCCACAAGAACUUUGUGUCGUGUAUCGCUGUAAUGAAUGCAGCGAAUGAAAUCUACCCCGAUGGUCUCAUAUUCACUGGAAGCAAUGACCACAAUAUUCAUGUUUAUUUACCCGGUGCCUCUGAACCCAUAAUGGUAUUAGCUGGACAUUCAAACUCAGUCUCUUCAUUGGCUGUUGGUAAGUUUGGAACCCUGGUCAGUGGUUCGUGGGAUAAAAGUGCAAGGUUGUGGUUGAUGGAUACAAGUGCGAUGAAUGAAGGCAAAUGCGCCAUGGUGAUGCAAGGUCAUAUUGCUGCAGUCUGGGAUGUCAUUAUAAUGCCUGAGCAACAAGGCCUCGUAAUUACUGCUGCUGCCGAUAAAACUAUAAGAUCUUGGAGGACUGGAAAAUGCUUGAAUGUAUUUAAAGGCCACACAGACUGUGUUCGUGGAUUAGCAGCUCUGUCAUCGGAACAAUUUCUAUCUUGUUCAAACGACGCUACUAUAAGGAGAUGGUCGAUUGAUGGACAAUGCUUACAAACAUAUUACGGCCACUCUAACUUUGUGUAUUCGGUCACCGUGUUAAAUGAUGGCCAAGAGUUUGUAACAAGCAGUGAAGAUAGGAGCGUCAAAGUUUGGCGAGUAAAUGAAACCAACCCCACACAAAGUAUUGCAACCCCUGCUCAAAGUGUGUGGGAUGUUGUUACGCUUGAGAAUGAUGAUAUCGCAUUUGGGAGCAGUGAUGCCACAAUAAGAAUAUUCACUCGUUCACACGAUCGGGCGGCAACACUGGAAGAAUGUUCUGCAUACGAAAAGGAAUUGUCCAACUCAAGGAUAUCACAAGAAGGAAACCAACUUGGUGACUUAGCUGUGAAUGAUCUUCCUGGACGUGAAGCUCUUGAAAAACAAGGUGAAAAAGAUGGCCAAACACUGAUGUUACGACAUGAUGCAGUGGUGGAAGCUUACCAAUGGAACGCUGCUGAUGGUAAAUGGAUGAAAGUUGGUGACGUGGUUGGUUCUAAUGCUACAGGGAAGAAGACAAUGUACCAAGGCAAGGAAUAUGAUUAUGUGUUCACAAUUGACAACGAAGAUGGAAAACCUCCUUUGAACCUCCCAUACAACUUAACUGAGGAUCCAUGGUUUGCUGCUCAAAAGUUUAUAGAUGACCAGAAUCUAAGUCAAGCCCACCUUGACACCAUAGCCAACUUUAUAAUGGAUAACACCAAGGGUGCUGAAAUUGGGUAUGGGAAGCCAUCAGAGUAUGCAGACCCUUUUACUGGUGGUGGGAGGUACCAACCUAAUGCAUCGGAAUCCACCAGCACAGAAGGGGGUGCUGACCCAUAUACUGGGGCUGGGAGGUAUAGACCAGAUAGUAAUGGUACCCAGGGGCCACAAGGGGGUAUAGAUCCAUUUACUGGAGGGGGUCGAUACCGCCCCACUGGGGGUGAAGAAGGGGCAAAUUGGGGAAACCCCUCAGCCCCACUCAACGACCAAAUGUUGGAUCCUUCAAGGUACGUUCCUGGUGAUGAUGAUGAAACAAUGCAAGUUGAUGAUGUCAUAAAGAAGAACACAUACUUCCCUAAGACUGGAUAUAUUUUGUUCGAAUCUUGUAACGUCAAUGCUAUGUUAGGUAAAUUGAGGGAAUUUGGGGAGAAAAGUGGAAAUGAUGUUUCUGAAUCUGAUAUUGAAUGCUUCAAGCGAUUUACCGAAGUUACCACGACACCCAGCGCAAGUGACGUUGAGUUUCUGUGGAAAGCUUUACACUGGAAGGAAGAAUUUGUGUUUCCUGUCCUUGACCUUUUGCGAUUCUCGAUUUCCUGCCAACCUUAUGUGACUCAGCAAAUCUGCCACGACAGAGCAAAGGAUCUUCUCCUAAUUCUGCUGAGUCAUAUCCGUGGUACGAGUCCAUUAGUGCCAACUAAUCGUUUAAUCUCGAUUCGAAUUUUAAACAACUUGUUCAAAACUUUGGACGGAGAUGCUUUCAUUCUAGCUGGAUGUGUUGAAAUAAUUGACGCAGUUUGUUCAUUUCUACCGAACGACCAAACACCCGUUGCUGGCAACAAUAAGAACAUACAAGUAGCUUCUGCAACUUUGUUUUUAAACCUAAGCGUUUUGAUACAAGCUAAAUCCACAAGCACGCCCUCAAUAGCUGAUAUGUGUAGAAAAGUUUCCAUACGCUGUAUAGAUGCGAUCCUCCAGCAUUUAUCUAACCCACAAGCUUUAGUUGCUGAAGCUCUUUUCCGACACCUUGUGGCACUUGGAACUUUAGUUUUUGAUGACAAGGUGGCGCUACAGAAAGCAUGUUCUCUUAAUGCUCUUUCAGUUGUAAACAAAGCUUCAAGCGUUCAUUCUAGCACUCCUAAAAUCUCUGAAUGCUCCCAAUUUCUUGUUCAAAUUUUAAAGUAAAUUUCCUUCUCCAAAAAAUGAUCUUCGCAUUAAAAACCUGAGUGUAACAAGUUCAAAAAUAUAUAUUUCUCCUGCAUUGUAACAAUGUGUCAAGUUCCUAUCUAUAUAUUUCAAUGCUUAUUAUUUAUUCCGAUUGAAAUGCGUGCUAUACCUGGACAAGUUGAUUAUUUUCAUGUACAGUUGAAUUGAAAUCUUCGUGUUUAUUUCAUGUUUCAAAUAGAAAGCAGUAUCAAGCA
Messenger RNA from Ciona intestinalis (vase tunicate), 2937 nucleotides. Lineage: Eukaryota; Metazoa; Chordata; Ascidiacea; Phlebobranchia; Cionidae. The record is from RefSeq and is a predicted model, not a curated record.